UCUUUUCCUUCUUUCUUCGCAACCAAGCCAGUUCACGGAGAAAAUCAGAAGAAUACAUCUCCGGUGAGAGAGAGAUUGAAGGGAGAGAGAGAUGGAUCCGCAGCUAACGGAGAUUUUGCAGCAGUUCGAGGUGUUCAAAGCAGCCUUUGUAAGGAAGGAUUACGAUACCUGCAGUAAUCUGUUGUCUCAGCUCAAGGUUCGUCUAACCAAAUUCAGAAGUCUACCGCCAUUGUUUGAGAAUACACCUAAUGCAACUCAGGAAUUGAUGAUUGCUAGGGAUAUUUAUGAGCAUGCUGUUGUUCUAAGCGUAAAAACUGAGGAUCAAGAUGCUUUUGAGAGAGAUUUCUUCCAGUUGAAACCAUACUAUGUGGAUGCAAGGAGCCGCCUUCCGCAAUCUCCACAGGAGAACCUAAUCCUGGGUCUUAACCUACUGAGACUGCUUGUUCAGAACAGAAUUGCUGAAUUCCACACGGAACUGGAAUUGCUUUCAUCCGAUGCGCUGGAUAAUCCUUGCAUCAAACACGCAGUAGAGCUUGAGCAAUCAUUCAUGGAAGGCGCUUAUAACCGCGUGUUGAGUGCUAGACAGACUGCACCCGAUGCAACUUACGUGUAUUUCAUGGAUCUCUUGGCAAAGACCAUAAGAGAUGAAAUAGCUGGAUGCAGUGAGAAAGCGUACGAUUUUCUCUCAAUCAGUGAUGCCCGGCAGAUGUUACUGUUCUCUUCUGAUCAAGAACUCUUAACAUAUGUCGAGGAGGAGCAUCCUGAGUGGGAAGCGAAAGACGGGUUUGUGGUUUUCCAGAAAGCCAAAGAAGCAGCGCCAUGCAAGGAGAUACCGUCUCUGCAACUCAUCAACCAGACACUCAGCUACGCGAGAGAGUUGGAGCGUAUUGUUUAAGGUCCAGUUUCAAUGGUAAUUCUCUAUCUUCAUUUGCCUUGACUUCUUGCAAAUCUGUUCCCUUUGAAACCAUUUUGGGUUGGGUCUUCUGGGUUAUGAACUUGGCCUGACUUUGAUAUCUCUCAUAUUUCCUUCAAAAGUGCCUUCAAUUGAUGGAAUUGGACACGACUACUUAGUGCUUACCAUGAGAUCGAUCUGUUCUUCCCCGUUGUCUCUUUGUUGCAAAUCCAGAUUUCGUUGUUU
Tarenaya hassleriana is the source of this 1138-nucleotide messenger RNA. RefSeq names its product 26S proteasome non-ATPase regulatory subunit 8 homolog A-like. The record is from RefSeq and is a predicted model, not a curated record. The transcript has 6 exons. Lineage: Eukaryota; Viridiplantae; Streptophyta; Magnoliopsida; Brassicales; Cleomaceae. The coding region runs from base 92 to 895 and encodes 267 amino acids. Gene Ontology annotation, cellular component: cytosol; proteasome regulatory particle; proteasome regulatory particle, lid subcomplex. Gene Ontology annotation, biological process: proteasome-mediated ubiquitin-dependent protein catabolic process.